CCUGGAUGGCAAAGAUGUCGCGGUUUCGAUUUCGGAGACCAGACGGCUAUACGCCAGUUCCAAAUGAUGACAGUGGAUUUUCUGAUUCCCAGUUUGAAGUUCCACCGCCUAGGAUACCUUGGAAAGCUAUAAGUCUAGCCGCAUUUUUGUUCAUUGUUGGUACAGUUUUACUUACAGUGGGCAGUCUUAUAGUAACUGGUCACAUAGACACGAAAUAUUCUGAUCGUUUAUGGCCGAUGAUAGUUUUAGGUGGGAUCAUGUUUUUGCCAGGCGCCUACCAUAUAAGAAUAGCACUUUAUGCAUACAAAGAAUAUCCAGGUUACAGCUUCGCAGACAUUCCUGAGUUUGAAUAGUAUUAAUUCCAUUAUUUUUGUUGUUUAAAGUGCAAUUAAUAUAAUAUUAGAUACCAAAAUGUUGUCAAUAUUUAAAAUAUUGAAUAUCAUGUUUUUAUAACGUGUGAGGAUGAGUUACAGUUGUUUUAAUAAAACAUUAGUGAAGCAAUGACCACUAAGAGUAUAAUCACUAGAAAUCUUUUAGAGCUAGGCACAUAUUAUUUUACUGUCAUGCAAUGUGAAUAUAAUUUUAGUCAGUUAAUCAUCUCCAAGGUCUUAACCUACUCAUAUGGGGUUGGCACACUAGGUUUUGUAAACCCUAAAGGUUGGCUUAAUAUUUUUUACGGCCAGCCACCUGUCCGUAACCAACCCUACUUGAGAAGAAUAUAUUAAAAUUAUCCUUAAUAACAAUAGGUAAAUAAUUCAAAAUUUUAGUCAGAUAAGUACAAAAAAUAGCCAUCAGAAUGAUGCAUGCUCCAACUAUUAAGUGAAAUGUUUUCUUUUACUUGAUGUAGAUAUAGUACUUAGAUGCAUUCAUAAUUUAUCUUAAGCUUAUGAUAGGUGACAUAGG
Molecule: messenger RNA, 903 nt
Organism: Papilio machaon (common yellow swallowtail)
Lineage: Eukaryota; Metazoa; Arthropoda; Insecta; Lepidoptera; Papilionidae
Product: transmembrane protein 230
Exons: 1
Coding region: 6-353 (115 amino acids)
Cellular component (GO): endomembrane system
Source: RefSeq, a predicted model, not a curated record